Porites evermanni is the source of this 16896-nucleotide messenger RNA. NCBI's taxonomy places the organism in Eukaryota, Metazoa, Cnidaria, Anthozoa, Scleractinia, Poritidae. The record is from the annotation of a GenBank genome assembly.
UGUGCCAUUGAAUAUUGUCGUGGAAAAGCGGAAAAGGAAGGCCCAGUUUUCUUUGGAACUUUGGUGAGCUAAAAUCAUGAGAGCUACAACACCGCAACAUCUUUGUGAACUUCAGAAAAAUCCGAAAAAUAUAAGAAAUAUUUGUAUUUUGGCACAUGUUGACCACGGUAAGCCACAGUCGUUAAUUUUUACACGUGCAUAUUUCUUCUUCUGGCUCGUGCGCCAUUGGUUUUUCUUUUUUGUAACGGUAUUGUUUUUUGUCUGUUUUCCAAAGGUAAAACAACGAUAGCUGAUGCUUUGGUUGCCAGCAAUGGGAUCAUUUCGCAGCGACUAGCGGGCAAAGUAAGGUUCAUUCCCCCCGGUUGGGAGCGUCUGUUGGGUGGGGUAGGGGGGUUACUUUACAUGCAGGAAUGGGAAGGUUGGGAGUGGUGCUGGGAGUCCGGAACACUUAGCCUAUAUCAGACUUUCCCAGUUUGGCUGAAUUUUGCUUCCCUGUUUAAGACGUAACUCGCAAAAUCUCUCCCCAUCCCAGAGUCGCUAAUAAUUUUCCAGAAGUUACUGACGUUGACAUUUUCUUUGCUAUUAUUCAAACUGAGUUGCAGGUAAGAGGACUGGCUGACUUCAUUUUUUUGAAUGUCAAUUCCCAGUUUUACUCGUCUCACCUUUUGAAACUUUAAUUGGGAAACUCGAUUCCGAAAAUAUUGAAUAUUUUCUAAUGGGAGACCUUAACUGCGACAUGAUUGCUACUCGAUAUGACAAUAAUACAUGCAAAUUAAUGAGUAUCACUGAUAUUUAUGGUGUACAGCAACUUAUCACUGAACCAACCAGAAUAACUCCGACUUCUGCAACUUUGAUUGAUGUAAUAAUUAUAUACUAAUUGUCCAGAUAAAGUUGUGUGUUCGGGGGUUCGUCAUAUCAGUAUUAGCGAUCAUAGCAUAGUUUUUGCCUAUUGAAAAUUAUCUGUGAAUGGAAUGUCUGGUGGGCACAAUGCUAUAACCUACAGAAACUUUAGAAAAUUUAAUCGAAUAAAUUUUUGGAACAAUAUUGCAUCUCAUUGUUGGGAUCACAUAUACAAUUCAACUGAUCCCAAUGAAAUGUGGCUACAAUGGAAAUGCUCGUUUCUAUCUAUUGUUAACAAGCAUGCUCCCUUGAGAACAGUGCGUGUUCGCACGCGUAGUUUCCCAUGGAUUACAUCUGAGCUUAAGAAACGAAUGCAUGAUCGGGAUAUUCUAAAGAUUAAAGCAAGUAAAUCGAAUGAUUCAAAUGACUGGUCACUUUUUAAAAAACAACGCAAUAUAGUAAAUAGUGAAAUCAGAUUAGCCAAGCAAGCCUAUUAUCAAAAUAGUUUUAACAAGUAUACGGGCGAUUCUAAAAAGACCUGGCAGACUAUCAAUGAACUUACUUCGCGAAAAUCUGGGAAAAAAUCGGUGACAUCUGUAAAAGUAAAUGGAGUAUCAAUAACAAAUCCAACCGUGCUGUCGAACCAAUUUAAUAAUCACUUUGCUACUAUCGGUCCAGAACUUGCUAGCAAUAUUGAUUCCUCAAAUAGUGAUGGUUAUCAAAAGUACCUCACUGGCACAGAUAAACAGUUUCAGCUCUAUCUGACCAGUACAAAUAAAGUUCUCUCACUUUUGAAUCGUCUAAAUAAGUCAAAGGCAGCUGGCCUUGACAAGAUAUCUGCUAGGCUCAUUCGGGAAUGUGCAGAUCUCAUUUGCAUUCCUAUCCGUGAUAUUUUUAACCAGUCAAUAAGUCAAGGCAUAUUUCCGGAUGACUGGAAAUGCGCAAAGGUCACCCCACUUUUUAAACAAGGCGAUCGGGACGACUUAAAUAAUUAUCGUCCAAUUUCGGUGAUCUCAGUUAUGGCCAAGGUCUUUGAAAGAAUCGUCUAUGAUCAAUUAUAUGCCUACCUAGAAGAGCACAAUAUAAUCUGUAAAUAUCAAUCAGGCUUUCGUGCUAUUCACUCAACUGUCACGGCUCUCCUUGAGGCCACGGACACUUGGGCGUACAAUAUUGACCGCGGUAAAAUCAACGCCGUUGUUUUCUUAGAUCUCAAAAAGGCCUUCGACACAGUUGACCAUGAGAUCCUUUUAUCAAAAUUAAGCAAUUACGGCAUAUAUGGUAACGCGCACCAAUGGUUUAAGUCAUAUUUAGAGAAUCGUACUCAAAUGUGCUCCAUCAACGGAUCGCUCUCUCAAAGCUGUUUAUUAAGUUGUGGUGUUCCCCAGGGGACGAUUUUAGGUCCAUUACUAUUUCUGUUAUACAUCAACGAUCUUCCAAACUGUCUUUCAAAUUGUGAGCCGAGGAUGUACGCUGAUGACACCCACCUUACAUACGCAGGUGAUAAUGCAGACAAUAUUCAGUUGCAUCUAAAUCAAGAUUUAGAAAAUGUUCACAAUUGGCUGAGAGCAAACAAACUUACUCUAAAUAUGACUAAAACCGAAUUUAUGCUUAUCGGAUCUAGGCAGAGGCUAAGUACUCUCACAGAGUCCCCGACAUUUGCAAUUAAUGAUUUUCAAGUUAGCCAGGUCACUACUGCAAAAUCACUUGGAGUGACCAUCGAUGACAGACUUGAUUGGAGUGGCCAUAUCGAGAAAGUAACAAAGAAAGUCGCUUCUGGUAUUGGGGCCAUAAAAUGAAUAAGGCACCUUGUCCCUCAGGCGACCUUGCAACUAAUAUAUCAAGCUUUAAUACAGCCACACUUUGAUUAUUGCAACAUUGUUUGGGGAAACUGUGGGAUAACCUUACGGAAUAGGGUUCAAAAGCUACAAAACAGAGCAGCCCGUGUUUUGACCUACUCAAGCUAUGACGUAGAUGCUGGUCACCUUUUCAAACUUCUAGGGUGGAAAAACCUAGCUUGCCAGCAACAAUUUCAAAGAGCUAUGAUGGUUUACAGGUCUCUGCACGGGUUGGCUCCAAACUAUCUUAGUUCUAAAUUUGAAAGGCGAGAAGUCGCAUAUAACCUAAGGGACUCUGAAAUAAACUCAAUGUUACAUUACAGCGCACAAACUAUUACAAAAACAGCUUCAGCUAUAGUGGCGCCAUUCUCUGGAACAGUUUUCCUUGUAACUUAAGGGAAGCAGAGUCCCUUGGGCAAUUUAAACGAUUACUCAAAGAACUCUAAGGCACGACAUUCGUGGAAAGCAGCUCUUUUAUUUAAAUAUUUUUAUUAUAUUAGUAUUAGGCAUUUUUAAAGCUGACGAAUUUUGUACCGUGGAUAAAUAAAGAUUAUCUAUCUAUCUAUCUAUCUAUCUAUCUAUCUAUCUAGACUCAAAUCAUCAACCAAUUGAUCAGUUUCCUGGAAAAUGAUACCCUAUCCUCUGAUUUCUUUACCCUAUGUCAAACAAAUAAAAUUGCUUAAAAAAACCAUACCCUUCACAGUGGCACAUACCUAUAAUUAUAACCCAUAUAUGGCAGUAUAUUUUAAGUGUCAUUGUUUUAGAAGAAAGUUGAGUUUAAAAUUUACUUUUUUUCUUUUUUAGCUGAGGUAUAUGGAUAGCGGGGAAGAUGAACAGCUCAGAGGAAUAACAAUGAAAUCAAGUGCCAUCUCUUUGCUUUUUUCCAAAGGUGAGUCGAUUAUAGCUGUAGUACAUCCUUGGAGUCCUGUGAGCAGUCAUUUGGGUCAGGGAAAACAGCGGCAAAAGUUUUCAAGAACACGUGACAGAGCCCCUGGGAUGCUAGUCUUAAAGAAGUAGUUCUGCAACUCAUGCCCAUUUGAAUGUUUGUCUGUGAUUGAUAUUUUUGGUGCCCAAUCAGAGGCCAGCAUCUAUUGUGCUGCUUUUGUGAUCUUGUUGUACAUAGGAGUUUACCUGCAAGCUCGACUGUUCGCCGUGUACCUGUCUGGCUUGUGCCGGAGAGCUUUCUUCAAGAAGAAUAACAGUUGUUUGUGAAAGUGGGCCUCCCGAAAACAAAAAAAAACACAAGUUAGCAUGUUAGCAAAACAAAGCAAAACAAAAAUGCACUAACUUAAGAGAUCACACUGUGGACGGAUGGAAGGUAAAUUUGUAAACAUUAGUGAGAAUACUUCUACAUAUCUAGGUUUGCUCAUGCAAAUCUGAAAGUUUACUCUACCGGUUUCAUUUUAUCCUAUUGUGUGACUGAGAAGAAAAAUUUAACAACAAAUUAUUUACAACUUAAAAGGGCGAAAAAACUUCUCCUGCACAUCGCCUGACAAGUAUGCAGAGAAGCUAGGCCUAAACAGCCACACACACAAUUUUGCAUGAACAAGCCUAGAAGUACGCUUGUGUUUAUGAAGUUACCUUUGAUCAGUCCACAGUCUAAUUCAUUCAACUGGUGCAUUUUUGUUGUUUCAUUUUGUUUUGCUAACAUGCUAAAUUAUGAGGUAAAAUUUCCUUAUGACCCCAUACCUUUAUUAUGGUGCAUGUUUCCUCUCUAUUCAUUCAUAUCAACUAUAUGUGUGAAAUAGUAUAAAUUUGCUACAUGCAUGAUAAAUGUAUGAGGUUAUAGUCAUACCUAAAUCUUACCAAUUAUGGAAUUUCUUUGGUUUCUUGGGUCCCAUUUCACCAAAAACUCUUCUGAAAUAAAGCUAUCCUGCACGAGCCAGACAGGUACGGCGAGGAAGAUCAUGAAAACAACAAAUAAGUUGUGGAACUAGUUCAUUAAGAGUAGUAUCCCAGGGGCUUUCUUGCCCGUUAUUGAAAACUUUCGCCACCGAUUUUUCCUGACCCAACUGACCACCCCUCAGUCUCUGAGGAUGGACUUUGGUAUUGAUGUGGGAGACAAACCUGGUAUUGAAUUUCUUUCUUUUUUUGCAAGCUAGUAAUAAUGUUUGCAGGACUCUUUUUUUCUUAAAUGCUAAAACUGCAAAACUGAGUAUUAUCUGAUUUCGAAUACCCCAUAAUAUACUCUAUUUGUUUCCCAAAUUUUGCCUCAACCAUUGUUUUCAAAUCCUUCUGGGAGGACUACAUACUCCCAAGAGCAUGGGGGACAAACAAAGUCUUAUGGGAGAUACGAGAAUAGUUAAUGCAUGACAAUAGAAGGAAUUAAGUAUACACUGUUCAGAUAAAUUGUUUAAUGAAUUAAGUAAAUUAUUUGUGGUUAAAGUGAAAACUAAUCUUAUUUUGUAUACUGUGUGCACACUGUAAUAUUAUUUUUAUCAAUUAAAUCCUUGUUUUUAGAUGAAGAAGAAUAUGUAGUUAACCUGAUUGAUUCUCCAGGGCAUGUUGAUUUCUCAAGUGAGGUAAAAAAGCAUAUGCUGUAACACACUGUUGAAUUUGUUUUAAUAUCAAGCUGCUGUUAUUUUUAACAUUUCUUUAAUAAGUACCCUGUUUCAUUCCAAUAAUGUUACAUUAUUUUUAUUCAUAUUUGCAACUCAGGUCUCAACAGCUGUCAGACUUUGUGACGGUGCGAUUGUAGUGGUGGAUGUGGUUGAGGGAGUCUGUCCACAGGUUUGAACAUGUUCUUUGUAAAAUCCUUCGUACUAUCUAGUAUUCAUAUCCCAACCAGUUAGCAUGUUACUGGUGGCUGAGAGGAUUUAGUUUUAGUUGUAUGAUAACGAUGAUGAUAAUAACAAUAAUAUUAUCAUCCAAUCAAGUACACGGUUUUUCUGAGGGAAACAGUUAAGUCUUCCUAGUCUUCCUGUCCAUCUUUCUUAAUUUCUCCAUCUAUUUUAUAAUCCCUCCUCCAUAAAGGAUAAUUGAGACCACUCUUGGGUUGCUGUUGUUGUUGUUAUUAUUAUUACAUUGUAGUAUUAUUUAUUGUUAUUAUUUUUAUCUCCAUCAUCAUUAUUAUUAUUAUUAUUGUUAUUAGUUUUAUUAUUAUUAGGUGUGCAUAAUUAUAGCUUACUCGGUAGUGAGAUCGAUGUAGGAGACAAUAUUAAGAAAUAGUUGAGUACCAAAUAUUUUCAAUGCUUCUUUAUAGACUCAUGUGGUGCUGCGUCAAGCUUGGCUGGAGAAUAUUCGACCAUGUUUGGUGCUGAACAAGAUUGACAGGUUGAUAACAGAGCUAAAGUACUCUCCGGCUGAGGCUCAUUUUCACUUGCAGCAAAUUUUGGAAAAGGUAAAAACCUUUUUCGAUUCAUAGUACAGCAUCAUUACAAUCCAAAAAGCCAAUUUUUAUGAUCUGAACGUAGUUAAUGUAAGACUUAAUAAAAUUAAUGUUCUAAGCCACACCCAUAUAAUUUGCAUUGUGGACUGGGUUGAGUUGUGUUCAUCAGGGGGGACAGUGCAGUGUGACACAGAAGAGGGAGUCUUCAGAACAGGUCAGCAAGUAACUUACCCCUGUUACAACAUGCACAGUUUUUCCCAGUCCCUUAGGACUCUUCACUAUACAAUGGAACCUUGAUUUGACAAACUUCUAUAUAGCAAAGUCCUUGGUACAUGUAUAACGAAUGAUUUUCUUCAGUGCGGCCAAAAUUACAGUAACUUAAGAUGUAUGGAACAGAACCUUGAUUUUACGAAAUCGUCGUUGUAAGGAACUUAAUCCAGAAGCACAAUCAUAAAAUAUACCUUGAUAUAGGGGUUAAAUGUCAACAUGUGAUAAAAGAUGAAUGCCAAACAGGACAACAAGGAUAAAAUUUAAGCGUACGGUAGUUUUAAGCAGUUUUGUUGGCCUGUUCUUGAGUUUCUGAUGCCGUAGCUAUAUAAAUGUAGCUCGGGACUGAGACAUCUGGAUUCCCAGAUCCUGGAAUACCUCGAUAUAACAAACAUUUUGGUUGUUUUUUGAAUAUUUGUUAUAUUGAAGUGUUCGACAUAAUGAACCCUCAAAGUAACGAACAAAUUUCCCCAGUCCCUUGGCACUUCCUGAAAUUGAGGUUCCACUGUGUUGGGGUUCCACUGUUUAUAGCGCUGCAUUUUGAGUUAAGGGUACCAGAAAUGCAAAAUGUAAUUCAAGAGUAACAAACUUACUCUGUUAUAGGUAAAUGCCAUAACCGCUGCUCUCUUCACCACUGAAGUUUUAGAAAAGAGAUCUGCAAAAGCUGCUCCUGAAAAAGAUACAUUAAUUGGAAAAGCAAUAAAAGAUGACACUGCGGUGUCUAUUGAUGAAUGGAGCUCAGGGCUUGAGGAGACAGAUGAUUCAACUCUUUACUUCUCACCAGACUUGGGAAAUGUUGUGUUCAGCAGCGCCAUUGAUGGUUGGGGGUUCAGGUGAGGCAAGGCAGAUAAGCUAUAUUCCAUUGCUCUUAAUUUGACAAGGCUUUGGAAAAAAAGAAAAAAAAAUACAAAUAUGUAAGUUUAUGUAUUUAGCAGGUGCAGUGCACAGCCCUCACCCAUGAGUGGACAAAAAAUAAAAAAUUAAUAAAAAAAUAAAAACAGGUAUUUUCUAGUUCAUUGUUGAAUUCCAGCCAGGAUUAAACAAUGAUAUGGUCAAAUACAGUUUCUUCUAUUAAAUCAUUGAUGUUUGUCAGAUCAAGGUAGAAAGAAAAUUUCAGUUGCCAUUGGGUUUAAAAGAUCAAAGUGACGUUCUGACAAGGUCCUCUCUAAUUUUUGUUAUUUUUGAAAUUGUGUACAGUACUGUAUCUUUAGUUAAUAAUGUGUAAGAUGUCCCCUAAUUUUAAUUAAUUUGAUCUGUAUUCCUUCUCAGCAUUAGUGACUUUGCUAAAAUAUAUGGCAGCAAGCUUGGCAUUAAUGAAAGCAUUCUCAAAAAGACUUUAUGGGGAGAUUUUUACCUUCACACCAAAUCAAAGCGCAUCUUUAAAGGAGCACAGGCCAAAGCUAAGAAGCCACUAUUUGUGCAGUUUGUGUUGGAGAACCUGUGGGCUGUGUAUGAUGCUGUACUGAGGCGGUUAGUUGUUUCUUUGCUUGGAACUAAGCAAAGUCUCUUUCUUACAUGUAACCCUGUUGCUCUAAGAGUAAUUCAGUUGCCUACCCUCCCCUCUCCUUACUAAACAUUUUGUUUUACUGUAACUUGCAGAAAGUUAGUGUUAAAUUUGGGUUAGGGGAGGGGUAGGUGAGUAGUUUCCCAGAAUCUUACACUGAUCCACUGAGUUGAGGUGACAUGAUCUGUCAUUUUAGCUUUUAUAUCCAAUAAAGAAAUACUAUGGUGACACCUCUUUGGCAGAAUGUUUGCACAGUCUAUUUAACCCUUUAAGUCCCAAGAACAACCAACAUCAAUUUUCUCCCAACAAAAUCAAUACAUAAUUAAAAGAAAAGUUUAUAAGAAUAAAUAAAAUAAUCACCUAAGGGAAAAAACUUUGAUCUUUGAACAAAUUCUCCCAACUAAUUCAGUAAGGAAAUCUAUGGAGAUUAGUUUGGAGAAUUUGUAUCUGGAUAUUGUGGGGUUAGAUCUUAGGAUUUGACAAAAGGAUUUGUUUUGAAAUUUUUACUUUGGUCAUUAUCAAGAAUGUCUUUUAGGAGUGACAUUUAACUUAUCAUUUUUUUUACUCUAAUUUUUUUGUUUUGUUUCGGUCAAUGCCCAAUAAUUUUUUGCCUGCCUUCACAUGAACUUCCCCUUUGAAUUCUAUUUUUGUAGUACUAUUUUAGACCGUACAUGUUUGUAUUAUCUAUAGUUUCAUCUGAUGUCUAGAAGAAGACACAUUAGAAGUGGCUUGAAAAGAAAACUAGUUAGUGUUUCAGCUGGGUUCUUAAGUCUUUUUUAAGUUUUUUUUUUAUUUGGGUGUUAGAUCAAUCGCUCUUUCCACUAGUAUUUCUUUAAAUGACCAUUUAUUUUGAAUUCAAAGAAAAAUUUCCUGACAUUUUCAGCGUGCAAAGAAAGUUGUGUCCGAUAGUCAGGGCAAGUGGAUUUUGCUAUUGGGCUAGUGAUUUUUGUUCUUAACUUCCCCGACGGGCAAGUGCUGUUUUUUGAGGAAAUUCAAAUUACGGAAGGAUUGUAAUCAAUCCUACUAAUCAAAAAUGGUUUUGGGGCUAGUUGAAUUGACUUGUGGGCUAGUACAUGCUUGCUACAGCUUGCCCAAAUGGCAGGCUGUAGAACUGACUUUCUUUGCACCUUGCAUUUUAGGUGAUUAAGAUCGUACUCCUAAACAUGCUUCAUGAUGCUAAUUUUCCUUGUCUUAUCUUCAUGUAUCAUUGAUAACUUCAAAAAACCUUCUAAUUUGCUGUUUUAGAGACAAAAUCAAAACUGAGCAGAUAGUGAAGUCACUGAACCUGAAGAUCUCAGCGAGGGACAGCCGACACAAUGACAGUCGUGUGCACCUCAAGGCCCUGUUUGAUCAGUGGCUACCUCUCUCUAGCUCCCUACUGUCUAUGGUAAUAGACAAACUUCCAAGUCCAGUUGAAAUACUCAGUGAAAGAGUGGAGAAGUUGAUGUGUAGUGGUGUUAGAACAUUUGAUUCGUUACCUGAUGAGACACAGAGUUUGAAAGAUGGUGAGCUUAGGAGGCUGUUUAGUUUGAGCUUGUCAGCCGUGGCCCCUAAUUUAUUCUGUAUUUUUUUUUAGCUGAUCUAUCUCCCACCUUUUUGUGUCAGGCAUGCAUGUAAAGCUCCUUUCAGGGAAUGUCUAAGCAUUCAAAGAGCUUCAUGUACAUUUUAGCAAUCGGGUAACAAAGAAAAAGAAUAUAAAAAAUGCAUUUUUGUGAGUUGCCCAGGUGCAAGGCAGGAUUGUAGCUAAUUUGUGAGAGGGCCACAAGCUUAAUAGUUUUUAUAUCUUCAGUGCUACCCUCUUAAGAUUAAAUGCAGGCGCGGAUCCACACCGGUUUCCACCGUUUUACAGAAAUCGGUCACAUUUUUCAUACUAAAUAUAUUUUUAAUAAUAAAAAACACUUUCCAAGUUGAAAUCCUGUCUGAAUGACUCGGAAACCCUGGAAAGGGGAUUUUAAGACGUCAAAAUCCACUGAAACGUCCUGAGGGAACCCGCCCCCGGAACCGGCAAGAAGCUUGCGCCUUCGGCGUUAGUUUAGGAAAUCGGUCAGUAUUUAUCCUAGAUCCGCGCCUGAAAUGUAUUAUUAGUUUGCAAGUCUGCAGCUAGCACAUGCAAGGCUAUGGUUUGCCAAGAGCCAGACCAAUAUUCUGAUGGUCUGGUAUUAAAGAAGGGACUGCCGUUUCUCUGCAAAAGGCUAGACCUUUGCCCUCCUUUGAUGGACAUGUAGAAAUGGCAGUCCCAACUCCAACAGGGGGCAAAGACUGGUCCUUCGAUUGGUACUUUGAUUCGUGCUAAACACGUUGACACUUUUGUAAAGCAGGCCUUUUUUACUCGUGUGCCACGGUAUCAUCAUCUGCCACUUAUCAAAACUUUCUCUUUUAUGCUUAUUUUAACUUUAUGUAUAUCUAUUUAUUAUUUUCUUGUUAGAUUUCCUAGCUUGCUCCUCUUCUGGUGAUGCGCCAGUAAUCGUGUUUAUUUCCAAAAUGUUUGCUGUCGAGGAUAGUGCCCUGCCAAAACAUCGUAAGAGGUAAAGAAAGACACAUCUAGUACACUAGUUUACUUGGGCCAGCUUUAAGUUUAUUACUCCUUGAACUUAUCUAACCAACAAUAGUUUUCGCAUCACCAAGAAACAUACACCCCCUUGCUCCGAGAGGUUUUUCUUUAAGUAUUCCGGUUUACCUCUAAAAACACCAGGAAUUCCAAAUUCCAUUCUUAUGUGGAAUGCACGAGCAUUUUCAGAUGAGUUCUUCAGGGCUCCCAAGUGUUUUAUGGGUGAAUAAAAUAAUUACGGUACCGCUCAAAAGUAAGUUGAUUGUCACUCGAUUCUCGAUUCUCGACGCUCUAAAUUGAAUUGAGCCUCAAGUCUUGGGAAUCAAGUCUCGAGCUUGAAAUUUCGAGUUUCGAGUUUCGAGUCGAGAUAUAUAAUGAACUUCUCGCGAGAGCACAUUCUUUACAUUUUUGUGGUUACACACAAGGCCUGGUUUGUAUAUAAUCCCCGCGCUACGAUCGCUAGGAUCGGGGAAAAAAGUUCAGCGAUCACAAAAUUUAGUAACUCGCCACUCACCGUCUAGUAUAUUCCAGUGAUCUCCAACAUUACAUGUACGCCUGAAUCCUGUCAAACUCUUCAUCAAACCCGCCAUAAGUAGGAAUUAUGGGUAGACGUUAUACAAUUUUUUUUAAAAUUUUUUUUUAAUCGAACAUAUUUUAUUGAUAACAAUCCUAACUAUUAAAAUCCUAUUUACAAUUAAUUCACUUAAAAAAAAACUAUUUCGUCAAAACACUAUUUACAAUUCCUUCCGUUAAAAAAACCCCUUAGUUUUGAUAAGAAAAAAAUUCAUUUCAUUAAACAAAAAUUAUUCAAAUUAAGAACAUUUCAUUAUAAUAAUAAUAAUAAUAAUAAUAAUAAUAAUAAUAAUAUUAUUAUUAUUAUUAUUAUUAUUAUUAUUAUUAUUAUUAUUAUUAUUAUUAUUAUUAUUAUUAUUAUUAUUAUUAUUAUUAUUAUUAACGUUUAUACAUUUGGAAACCACGCUUGUCGGUCGACAAUUAAGAAGUUUCCUUUCUUGGAGUUAAUAUGUUCUAUUCCGUCGGUAUAGUUAAACCUGCAUCAUUGUUGUCCAUUUACUCAAUUACUUUUUUCGGAAGGCCUUUGACCCAAGAAGAGAUCGCUGCUCGGCGCGAACAAGCGCGACAACGACACGCGGAGAUGCUGGCGAACAAUCCCGCCUUGGAAAAUGGGACUCCUCUCAUCGUCGAGUCAACACGUGAAGAAAGUAAAGAAGAUGAAAACAAUGAUUUGCGGGCAAAACAAAAAGCAAACAAACAGGUCUCCAAAAGUCAUAUGCUAGCAUUUGCCCGAGUCUACAGUGGGACCAUUAAAAAGGGGCAGCACUUGUACGUGUUGGGCCCUAAACACGACCCGCGAGAGACAUCGGGCGUGGAAUUGGGGUGUUUAAAAGGACAGGAGCAAAGGUAGUGUCUUUUCGUACUUAGUUUUCUUUGUCGUUUUAGUAGCAGUUACCUCUUGGGUUGUUAAAAAUUCCUCAGAAUCGCUUAACACUAGCUGCAUAAAUUUUCGUGGAUUAACAUAUUUUUCCUGUGUUCAGUGAGACAAGGAAACUCAAACGGAUUUAAAAAUUGUUCGACUCGAUACGUUUCAAACUCUGCUUUAAAUCCUGUGGGUAAUCUUUUUUCUUUAAUUCCCUGUUCAUUGCCUUUGUAGUUCUCAAACUUAUUUUUCCUUACAAGUUAAUGCAAACGUUUCGUCAUAACGUCUAGAGGUUUUAGAGCCGUGUUCAACCAGUGAAAGAAGAAUAAGUUUGGAUAGAAGCAAAGCAUUAACGUCAAGACACAUCGCUCAAAAAUUGAACUUAGGCACUGAAUGGGAAGUAAUUGUUGUUUUGUCCCUUUUUUUUCCUUGAAACAGUGACAGUGAAGAGUCAAGCGAGGGACUUUCCAUAGCUAAUUCAGUUGACAGAGGCACAAACCAGCACGUGCAAUCCUUCACUGUACAAGAUCUCUACCUUUUGAUGGGCCGCGAACUCGAGACGCUGGAGUCCGUGCCGGCCGGGAAUGUCCUGGGGAUAGGUGGUCUUGAAGGUCACGUGCUCAAGUCGGCUACAAUCUCCAGCACAGUCACGUGUCCUCCUUUUACUGCACUUCCGAUUGAGGCUCGUCCUAUUGUGCGUGUAGCAGUAGAACCAGUUCACCCGGCCGACAUACCAGCGUUAGCCAGGGGAAUGAGGCUGCUUAAUCAGGCUGAUCCUUGUGUAGAGACUUUCGUACAAGAAACAGGUAAGCUUUUGUCAGUCCACAAAUGACCUGCUCGUCACUAGAGUUCUCAGUAGCCCUGUGGUUAGAGCAUCCGAACUAGUGUCUGUCGUAGGUUCAAUUCCCGACUGGAACCCAGUAAUUUUUUCUGAGUUCUUCUCUUUACGCAUCAUUCUACUUAUCAUUUUGUGUGGUAACCAGAUUUAAUUAGUAUGUAAAAGAUAAUUCGUUCUUUUGAGUCUGUGGAUAGAAUUUUUUACUUUGCCUAUUUAUUCAUAUCAUUGCUACGACUUAAUUAUCAGUGCCUUUCUGUGGUUAAUUAGAUAAAAAGCGAUAAAUACUCUAAGCCUUCCUGUGGUGCUGUUUAUAACACUAUUCAGACGCCGCUAAAUAUUCGUAAGCAUCAUAUUAGACCAUGUUAAAAUGCAAGGGUGUCAGCUCGCAACUAGGCUGCGCCAGGCCCUCAGAUAUUCGGGACUUUGCAAAAAUGUGGGGAAGGCAAGCGAAAAAUAAGGCGGGCGCGAUAUCUUGGAGCCUGACUAGCUCGUAACGGUCAGCUGAUGAGAAAGUCUCCCCUCCACCCAACCCUACCUAUUUUGCUGACUUAUCUGCAACCCGUGCCCAUUGCUCAUUUGCCUUUUCUUUGACAGGGGGCGCUACCCAUAUCUUAAUUUUAGUAAGGCACCAGGGGAGAUACUGAAUUGUACAAGUUGGUUCUUCUAGCGUUUCAGUUUAUAGAUAAAAUCCUCAAGUGUUAUCGUGAGAAAAUUGUGGCUUCCUCUCUUAACAUCUCGAAUUUGUUUUUUCAGGAGAGCACGUGAUCGUAGGAGCGGGUGAGGUCCAUUUACAGCGAUGCAUAGACGAUCUCAAGCAGCGAUUUGCUUGCAUCGAGCUCAACGUAUCCUCUCCUAUUGUUCCAUUCAGAGAAACAAUCGUCCCACCUCCGACAGUAGACAGGGUCAACGAAGCCAUAGUGAACGAAACAAUUGUAGCGCAAAGCAGACAAACGGACCCGGAGGAGACAGGAGAGGAGAGUAAAGAUAUUCUAAACAAAGAGAACGGUCUUUUAGAAAGCCGGACAGCCAAUAAGCUUUGCUCUUUACACAUCCGGGCUACACCCCUCCCGGAGGAGGUGGUUCGGUUGCUUGAUAAGAAAAGCGAGUUGAUAAAAGUACUGGUGACAGUUUCCUCUGCGUCGAGUGCUGCGGAACGGAAGCAGUUGGCCUCUCAAGUGAGCGUUUCCACCAUGGAAGCGUUAAAAAGUUUUUAUCAAGAUUUAUGCAACGCUUUUAAAGAAGCAGGAAGUCUGUGGGACGGAGCCGCAGACGAUAUCUGGGCAUUUGGUCCACGUAGGAUUGGUAGCAAUGUGCUACUGAAUAGGAUCCCUGGUUAUAGACGACCGUCACUGUGGCAUAAUGUUGGUCUGUCAGGUACAUGUAUCUUUAUACUUCAGUUAGUUUUGUACGACUUGACAUCAAUUCAUUAAUUCUUUUUUGGUUUACGUACAAAAUAAAUUACUCCGCGUUAUAACUAGACACAAGAAUUAUCUUGUGUGAGACCCUAGUAUCGUAAGAAAUGGUGAUCCCCAUUUUUGUCUUAAGAAUGAUUGAAAAUUUAUCUUCUAAUUUUCCCCUCUGUACAAAGGAAAACCAGAAAGAAAACCCGCAAUAAACAACCCCAACUUGACAUAAACACAGUUUUUGUGCAAGGUGAAAAAGCUAAUAACUAAAGUGGAGCUUUUUCAAAAAUUCACCCUAACCCUAAACCUCCGUCUUCCCCCCUGGACUCAAACAAAAAGCUGGUUUUGACGAGCGACGCAAACGCAAAUACAAGAGAGCAUGUGUGUGUAGUUACCUCAACGCAAACGCAAACUGGUGUAUGCCUUUGUGUCCAUUUACACUUGUGAAUUGGGACAAUGCAAAAGUAAGCGCAAACUCAAGGUGUAAAAAUUUCGUCCACCAUGUUUAGCCUACGUGUUGCCGCACCCUCCCCCUGAGAAAGGAAAGGGGAGGAGGGUGCGGCUACACUUAGGCUAGCCAUGUUGGGAUUCAGGGUGCUCAAAUGCGCUUGCGUAUCUCGCUGUGGAAGAAUUCCUUGCUUUUGUGUUUGCAUCGCUUGAGUGACCCUAAGAGUUUAUUUAUUUUUUCCUUUAGGAAAUGGGUGUCAGUUACCAUCAGAGGUUAGUUAUCGGGAUUAUGAUAACAGUAUAGUUAGCGGUUUUCAGUUGGCUACACUCGCUGGACCUCUCUGCGAAGAACCAUUGAUGGGCGUUUGCUUCGUUAUUGAGAACUGGAUCUCACUGGAGCAAGACGGUCUGACAAGUAUGACUGGUAAAACAGGCUCAACCGGUUGUGCAGGAGUAAUUGGAUCAGCGGGGCAGGAAGGUUUAUGUCCUGAGAAGGGCAGUAUUGAUGAAGCUAACUUAGAAAUAAGUGAAAACGUCAAAAACAUGGACAAAAGUUGCGAAGGGAGAGAUAAACAUGAAGAAAAGAACAGCUUUCUUAGUGAGGAUGCUUCAACAAAACCAGGUUAUGAAGAUAGUAGUGAAUAUAAUCCUCUGCGCCAAAAGAUGGAUAGAUUCGGACCAUUCUCAGGGCAGCUAAUGUCAGCUGUCAAGGAGGGUUGUAGGCGGGCGUUUCUGCUACAGCCAGUUCGCCUUAUGGCAGCCAUGUACACUUGUGACAUUCAAGCUACGGCGGAAGUCCUGGGCAGAAUGUACGCGGUUGUUGCUAAACGAGAGGGACGGGUACUGAAGGAGGAAAUGAAAGAAGGUUCUGACGUGUUUGAUGUCACAGCCGUACUUCCAGUGGCAGAGAGUUUUGGAUUCGCUGAAGAAAUAAGAAAGCGAACCAGUGGACUGGCAAAUCCACAGUUGGUGUUCAGCCACUGGGAGGUGAGUAGUUACGACAACAUUAAACUUUUCACCAUAGCAACUAGAAGAACUGAUUUGUUUAAGUCAGCUUAAGUCAAAAUAACAAUUUACAGAAAAAAAGGGGGCACAUGCAUCUACUGUUUUGGAAGAGAAUUUACCACGUGCAAGUUCGAAAUUACGAUAGGUGUUGUUCCUUGGUGUCACCAAAGAUUUUUCGUAUUCUGAGUAGCGUCCAGCUAAGAUAUAGAAGAGGUUAAAAACAAUGGAAAGUUAGAAAACCGUCAUCUCAAAAAGUGGUCGCAGUCGUUUACGAGAGGGGUCGUUCACGAGGGGCUUCAACCAUAGAGCAAUGACUGAAAAACAUUUUGUUGUCAUGGAUAGGUGUUGCAUGGUUAUGGUAGGUUUUCGCUCACGAGAGAUGGCCGCACAAGGACUUUCGACAGUACUAACAUGUAUUUAAUUCCCUGUAGGUUGUGGAUAUUGACCCCUAUUGGGUGCCAACCACGGAGGAGGAGUACACGCAUUUUGGCGAAAAAGCGGACUCGGAAAACCAGGCGCGAAAAUACAUGAACAGUGUACGAAGAAGAAAGGGUUUGUAUGUGGAGGAGAAGACUGUCGAGCACGCAGAGAAGCAGCGGACGUUAAAGAAGUAAUGACAUCAGACGGAAAAAUUUCGAGAAGUAAGAGUCGGUGAAUGCUGGUAACUUAAAUGUCUUAAAGUGCUACUACGAUCAAAACUUUAUGUUAAGUUUGACACAAGAACGCUUUCUUUUCACCUUAUCAGAAGUGGCUGUACCUAUCUCAGUCAUUGAAAUGAAUUUUGGGUGCCCCUAAGUGAAAAUAUUGAACUUGAAAAUGGAGUUGCGGUCAUAUCAAACAAACCUAUUGUUCUCUAAGGCGACUUCAUUUUCUUAACACACCUUUUAACAGUGGAUCUCCCUAGCAAGAAUCCCUUCACCCUUAAACUCCGAACUGAGACCAUCGUUGAAUUUCUCCCUACAGUAACACUACUCAAUCAAACCUAAAGUCGGGAGAAAACAGGAAAUGAUCAAGAAGUCAACAAGGUCUUUGUUGUUAAACAAAUUCUCCUGAUGAGUACCAAAGAAAAUGUAUGGAGAACAGUAGGAGAAUUUUCAUUGAUAUGCUGCACCUCUAUGGCACACGCGGGGAAUAAUAAGAUAUGGGCGAAAAUAAUUUCCGCGUAUGCGAAGAAGUGCAGCAUAACCGGGUUUUCGUCGCUGAGGGGAGGAGGGGGGGCAAAAACGCAAGUAUAUAUGCCCUCUCGGGGCAUGAACGCAUAGAAAAGCGAUCUGAAAAGUGAUCCUGAUGUUGGCAAAACAUUUAAAUACCACGCUCAAUACCCAGGGGUAAUGCAAAGGUCCAACGUGCUAAAUUAUGGGGCCCGCGUGCCCAUUUCGGAGCAAACAUAUCAAUGAAAAUAGUUUGGAGAAUUUCCCUGUUGAUAUUGGGAUUAAAGGGUUAGAU